AUGUACAUCUUACUCAUUACUAAUCAUGGGACAAUCGUGCGAUCAAGUCUCGGUGUGCUGCAGGUCAUCGACAGGGUUGGUGUGGACCUCGAAGUACGCCUCGCCUCAAAAAUCAAGGGCAAAGGCGUUUUUGCCAGAAAGGCCAUUGCUGAGGAUAACGUAAUUUUUGAGGAGCCAGCCCUGGUCGGGGCACAGCACACGGCCAACAGGGCUGAUGCUCUGGUCUGCAGCCGCUGCUUCACCUUUAUUGGCUCGAUAGGCAUGCAGAUAGCACACCGGCUGCUGUCAAUGAGAUCUGAAGGUCUUGGCCUUCACCCAUCUUUUGCAUGCCUCUGCUCUGCCACUUUGUCCAUGGAUCUUUCUUGCCUCUGGUCCGGCGUGGCAGAGCUGCCUCACAGUGACCGCUACCCUUUGCCAAAGCUGGUGACCUGCCUGGGCGGCUGCACGGACACUGUGUACUGCAGCGAGGAGUGUGCGGCUGCCAACUGGGCCGCGCACCACCGGCUGCUGUGCUCCGGCCCGCGCUCUCAGCCCAGUCGUAUUAGCGCGGACGCGAUACGACGCUUCAAGGAGCACGCCGAUGAAACCAACGACGCGUUCCACAUCGCCGCGCAGGUCGUGGCCGGCACGCUGCUGCGCGCUGAGGAGCUGCUCAGCAAUGGCUUUGCACCAGAGGCUGCCGGAAGCAGCAGCGAGCGCAAUUGGGCGGCGCUGCAGAGAGCGUGGCGGCCGUACGCUGCUGCCUGGAAGGCGCACUGGUGGGAGUGCGUGGCCAUCCCCGAUGACGUCACCGACGCGGCCUGUUUCCGCAGCGAUCUGCACGAGCUGGCAGGUGAUUCGCUGGAGCUACUAAAGGAGUUCCUGUAUGAUGAGCGCUUCCCGGCCCUGUUCCACCUGGAUGUCUAUGGCUCCAUCAUGGGCAUCUUCGAGCUCAACAACCUAGGUAUAUAUGUGGCUUCGCCAGUGGAGGACUACUUUGAGCUGUGCCAUGCCGAGGACGGCGGCCUGUCAGAGGAGGAGCAGAAGCUGACGCACCUCAUCACCCGUCCGCUGCUGGACAGCUUGGGGGAGUCCUACGGCGCCGGCUGCGAGGGGAGCGCCUUCUACGCGCUGCAAUCGUGCUGCAACCACAGCUGCGCGCCCAACGCCCACGCCUUCAAGCGCGCGCAUAUCGACACCGACGGCAGCGCCACCAUCCUUGCAAGGAAGCCCAUCGCGCCCGGCGAGGAGGUGUGUUUGUCAUAUAUAGACGAGGAUGCGCCGUACCACGACCGGCGGGCUGCGCUGGCCGACUACGGCUUCACCUGCGAAUGCGACAAGUGUGUAUCUGAGGCUGCAGCGCCUGGAAAGGCCACCGCCUGA
Coccomyxa subellipsoidea C-169 is the source of this 1362-nucleotide messenger RNA. Its product is annotated as SET domain-containing protein. The coding region runs from base 1 to 1362 and encodes 453 amino acids. Gene Ontology annotation, molecular function: methyltransferase activity; protein binding. The record is from RefSeq and is a predicted model, not a curated record. Lineage: Eukaryota; Viridiplantae; Chlorophyta; Trebouxiophyceae; Coccomyxaceae. The transcript has 10 exons.